Messenger RNA from Peniophora sp. CBMAI 1063, 474 nucleotides. The record is from the annotation of a GenBank genome assembly. NCBI's taxonomy places the organism in Eukaryota, Fungi, Basidiomycota, Agaricomycetes, Russulales, Peniophoraceae.
AUGGCGGAUACCCCCGAUCUAUACACCCCAGGAGCCCUCUACAUCGCAGGCUUCACCCAAGCCCGCUCGCCACACCUUGGUCUUCUCCUCGCCAAAGACACAACACCCGCAUCCGGCACGCUCUUUCACAUCCGCAUCGACCGCCCCACGCACCCGAACUGGCAGUUCCAGAAACGCACGCAACCUGUGGCCGGCGAUAUGUUUCUCAGUUCUCUCCUACGCGUUCAUGACACCAUCGACGCGGUUGUGGUCGAAGAAGCAGCUCGUUCGGUGCAUGUUCCAGAGAACGACGAGUUUGGGGAGUGCGGACCUUGGGUGUUCAACGUGUUGGAGGUUUUGGGUGAGAAGGGUGUUGUGGAGUUGGAUGAUACGCAGAAGCUUGCGGAUGAGGUGCGCGAGCUCGCUGAAGGGAGUAGGGCGUAUGCGCGGAGAGAUAGGUUCCCAAACGUUAAGGUGUCGGAGCACUGCCGAUGA